GGAAAGGAAGAUGCUGCAAAUAAUUUUGCCAGAGGGCAUUAUACAGUUGGGAAGGAGAUUGUCGAUCUAUGCCUUGAUCGAGUAAGGAAAUUGGCUGACAAUUGCACGGGUUUGCAAGGAUUUUUGGUGUUUAAUGCUGUUGGUGGUGGUACUGGUUCUGGAUUGGGGUCAUUGUUGCUGGAACGUCUAUCUGUGGAUUAUGGAAAAAAGUCUAAGCUUGGAUUUACUAUAUAUCCUUCUCCCCAGGUAUCUACUGCUGUUGUUGAGCCUUAUAACAGUGUUCUUUCAACCCAUUCCCUUCUUGAACACACCGAUGUUGUUGUCAUGUUGGACAAUGAAGCCAUUUAUGAUAUCUGUAGGAGAUCCCUAGACAUUGAGAGGCCUACAUAUACCAAUUUGAAUCGACUGAUCUCUCAAAUCAUAUCAUCCUUGACCACUUCAUUACGGUUUGAUGGAGCCAUUAAUGUGGAUAUUACUGAGUUCCAGACAAACCUGGUACCAUAUCCUCGCAUCCACUUUAUGCUUUCAUCCUAUGCCCCUGUAAUCUCAGCAGAAAAGGCAUUCCAUGAACAGCUAUCUGUCCCUGAGAUAACAAAUGCAGUUUUUGAGCCCUCAAGUAUGAUGGCUAAGUGUGAUCCAAGGCAUGGAAAAUAUAUGGCUUGCUGCCUCAUGUACCGCGGAGAUGUUGUUCCCAAGGAUGUCAAUGCUGCUGUGGCUACUAUUAAAACGAAGAGGACUGUUCAGUUUGUUGACUGGUGCCCAACUGGCUUCAAAUGUGGAAUCAACUACCAGCCUCCAACAGUAGUACCUGGGGGUGAUCUGGCCAAGGUGCAACGAGCUGUCUGCAUGAUCAGUAACAAUACUGCUGUUGCAGAGGUGUUCUCGCGCAUUGACCACAAAUUUGAUCUCAUGUAUGCUAAGAGGGCAUUUGUCCACUGGUAUGUUGGUGAAGGUAUGGAAGAGGGGGAGUUCUCUGAAGCCCGUGAAGAUUUAGCUGCGCUUGAAAAGGAUUACGAGGAAGUGGGUGCUGAAGGAGUUGAUGACGAGGAAGACGGUGAUGAAUAUUGAUUUAGACCAACAUCUUUGAAGACAGGGUUCAGAGUGUCGGCCUAGUGCCUUGCAUGUGUUUUUGUUGUAGUUUGCUGUCUUGUAUAACUUCUCAUAUCAUAUCAGUUGUCUACAUUGUAUUUUGCCAUUCCUUUGCAUUCAUGUCCAAAUAUUUUUACUAUGCUGAACAGCGAUUGUUCAUAUGAUCGUAUGAUCUCUCCAUUCUGAUCCUUUAUCAAGUAAUUUGUAGAUGUUCAACAAAGAUAUGAGAUUCUUGAUGCA
Molecule: messenger RNA, 1329 nt
Organism: Nicotiana tabacum (common tobacco)
Lineage: Eukaryota; Viridiplantae; Streptophyta; Magnoliopsida; Solanales; Solanaceae
Source: RefSeq, a predicted model, not a curated record